Oncorhynchus nerka (sockeye salmon) is the source of this 3108-nucleotide messenger RNA. Its product is annotated as DAZ-associated protein 2-like. The record is from RefSeq and is a predicted model, not a curated record. The coding region runs from base 165 to 668 and encodes 167 amino acids. Lineage: Eukaryota; Metazoa; Chordata; Actinopteri; Salmoniformes; Salmonidae. The transcript has 4 exons.
AUCAACCAUCACAACAAAAAUCCAGAGAAAAACAAGGAAGUGAACGGUCACGUAACUCUGAACUGUAAUCUCAAUUUUUAGUAUUCAAACGGUCCUUCUAUAAAAUACUUUUAACUUCAGAAUAAUUGUAUUCGACGCAUUAAACUACACACCAAUUCAGGACAAUGAACAACAAAGGUUCCUAUCCCCAGCAAGCUGUGUACCCUCAGCAGAGUAGUGCACCCAUCUACCCACCUGCUAUGCAAGUGUCUCCCCAGGCACCACCUUAUUCAGACGCCCCACCUGCAUACUCUGAGAUCUAUCAGCCCAGGUAUGUGCACCCAUCUCAGGCUGGCCAGCUACAGCAAAUGUCUCAGUACCCUGGCACUCAGAUGUACAUGCAACUGCCCCAGUCCAUGGCUGUUGGACCAAUGGGCCACAAUGUCCCCAUGGCGUACUACCCCAUGGGAGCCAUGUAUCCCCCUGGCUCCACUGUGCUAGUGGAGGGAGGAUAUGAUGCUGGUGCUCGCUUUGGUCAAAGCAACAGUGCUUCCAUCCCACCCCCACCUCCCGGCCACAUGCCUAAUGCAGCUCAGCUGGCCGCCAUGCAGGGUGCCAACGUCAUGAUGUCACAGCGCAAGAACAACUUCUUUGUGGGUGGCUCCAAUGGCGGGUACACCAUCUGGUAACAGCCAGCGUUUUCCGCAACCUCUCCCCUUACUCCUCUCCCUCAUUCAAAAUGAUGACGCCCUCUCCUGUCCCAUCCGCCAACCCCUUUCGGGGAUACUGAUAUCACCUAACGGAAUGUAAUAUUUUAGAGCCCUGAUAAAAGGUACAGUACUCCACUUCGUAAGCAAAACGGUCCUAAUUACUGGUUCAUAAUUUGGGCUGCUGAACUUGUUCCCUGACCUUACAAGGAUAGUGCUGCUGUCUUAGGUCAAAACACAUUUCACAUGUUAUAUUUCCUUUAAUGCAUGACAUCAAUCUACUCUCAUAGCACUGUCCCCAUUUUGUACUUGAUAACUAAUGUUCAUGUUUAUAAACACUCGUUGGACUUGGCCUAAUGUCUUCCUUACAAAGAGUGCUACUGAUCCAAGUAGAGCAUCAUAUAUACUUUAGUUUUCGCUGUUGCAUGGCAUGUUGAAUAGACCCAGUUGGCCUAUCUAAAAUCAGUUUCUGCGACCACUGGAUUCAUUUCAAUCGGAUCAAAUAGACGUACCAGAAUACUGGUAUGUUAAACAACAAGAACCCAAACAAGAAUGGAUCACAAAAUGAUUACCAGAUAACAUGCCAUGGUGGUUUACUGUACCUUCUUGGGCAACCAUAGAUGAACAUAAUCGGCGUCCCAAAGAGCACCGUCACUUAAAUAAAAGCAAAUUAACUUAAAAUACGUAGAAUGAAGUUGAGAUUUGGAUCAUCGAAAGGGUUGGUUGGCUUUACAUUUUUGCAGUUAUUGGUUUUAAUUUUUGCCGUUUUAGUUUUUUCCCCUCUAAAUCGGAUACCCAGACUUGUACAUCAUCCCAGUGUUUGGUUUCCUUUAGUAAAAAAAAAAUGGCACCCACCUGUUCUUAAACACUUAAAAGCACUGUCAUGUAAACGAGAAUCAUCUAAGAUCAGGGGGUUAUUAAGAGUUAAACACUUUACUUUAAUCCUUCAUUAUAUAUAAGGACUGUGAGGGUUCAAUUACAAUGUAACCGGUUUGUUUACUUUAAAUAUUUAUCACUUUCGGGCACAUCUUAGUGAUUUGUUUGAAUUAUUAGUUAAUGUUAGUAUAACCAAUUAGCUGGUUGUACCAAAGAAAUGGUCUAGACUGCACUAGUAAAUGUUUGGUUGUGACUUAUAAUUAUAGUAAUUGAAAUAUGGCACAUUUUGAAAAGCAAACAUCAGAUUUAAGGAUGCAGUGAUGAUUUUGAUGGUACUUAAGACCUUCGAUCUGGCAUUGCUGUUGUAUUUUUUAAUGGGGUGCUUAAAUGUUUAAUGUAAAUGUGACUAGGUGGUUCUGCAUGCUUUUUUGCACUUUUGCUCUGUACAAUUUUGAUUUUUGUAAAGAUGUAUCAUUGCUAAUUUUUAUAGAAAUACCACAAGCAUUAAUUUAUGUGCACUGCUGGAAAUAGAUUUUGCUACUUGUUUUUAGUACAAAUGCUAAUAACCUGCAAAUACAGUGCUAUGCAUGUUACUCUUUCCUGUCCAACUUUUUUAGAAUUCAUUUAAAUGUACUUUCACUCCAAAAUGGGGGUGUUCCUAAAUGUUUUAGGACUGCAGAAAAUCACUUGCUUAUUGUUCCCAAUUAGUUUAAUAUAGUGUUAAGCCACAUUAUUUCUGAACAUUUUCUUAUAAAUAAAAAAUAUGCAUUGCAUCAGUGGAGCUUACAACUGUUGACACAGUUUAUUUUCCAAUACACUUGUGCUGCUAAUUAAACUACUGUAUAAACUUUAAUAAAUAUCUAACACUAGGUUUGAUCUAGUUUGUGAGACCAUGUCUGCAUACAAGAAUUUGAUAUUUUGGUUGAAACAUGAUUCAUUGGUCUUUAUUUUUCCUCCUGUUCGGAUAGAAAUGAAUGUCACUGGGUAUCUGACAUAAUAGCCUAGAUUUGAUAGUUGUAGUCCUCAUGGAAAUAGAAGUAGUCUUCACUGAAAUGUGAAUUCCAGGUCACUUUGGUCAGUUGACCAGCUGUCUGGUAAACUGCUAGCCAAGCAUGCGACCUGUUUGCACAUGUAUUAUCAGACUGCAUCUGUUCUUGGUAACACUGAUCACAUGACCAGCCACCAUUCCAAACAUGGUUAUCAUGUUACUCAUAUUUUGCACAGCUGUAAAUGUGUAUCCCAUUCCCAAAUACAUGCUGAUGCUUCAUACCAUUUAAAAACUGUCACGGCUUUCAAAAUGUAAACAAAAAUAUAUUCCUUCAAAUGUUACAUUUUUUUGUUUUCUUUGUCCAAGACCUGGCUAUUGUUUAAUGUAGCAACAUAAUGGUGGCUUAGACCCAGCAAUAUGAUGUACUAAUGCUUACCAGUAGAUGCCAUGCCAACCACAGCCAGUGUGGAGUAAACAAAGGAUAUACGGACAUUUAUAGUUCAGGGAUUCUCUUAACAUUUUUAUAAUAUGGAUAUGUAUUAAAGUGAUUUGAUGGUC